UCUUUUCAUUGUUUAAAGGAGGAUUGUUGCCAUAUUUCCUAAAGAUGAAGAAUCACACUGCUCAGUGGGCCUUCCCCCUCCUCACUGUGGUUAUCAUUUGGAACAUCAGGGUGUGCUUGAAGCUGGUGGGACUCCCAGACCCCGAUCAUUAAUUGUCUGAUUCCAUGCAGUGGAGACAGCAACACACUAUUAUUCCUCCAUGGUGUUUGGGUUCUGCUUUUCUUUGACUGUGCUUAGUUCUCUUCUCUCCUUGACAAUCUCUGGCCUGAUACAGUGCUGUUAUUUGUUACUGAGAAAGGAAACGAAGGAAAGGAAACUGAAGUGAGGUUGGCUGUCCCUAUUGCCCUGGAUUCGGAUUGUCCUGAGGGGACAGUGUAGGUUACAAUUUUGGAAAGGCCAUCCCUGACUGAAUGAUAGGAGUAACACCCCUGGCCACCGCAUACUAGUGGUUCCCCUAUUUGGCUAUAUAUUAUGAUUAAAUAUUAUAAUAUUUGGAGACCUCUUUUAAAAAGCUGUUUCUUGGGACUUGCUCCCACAGAUUCCUAUUCAGUGUAGUCUGAUUCUGAGUCUAGUCUAGUCGUCGGCGUUGUUAAAAGCUUACACGAUGAUAUUCAUGGGCAUGCAAGGUUAAAGAACACAGCCUAUUAAUGUGCUUUAUAUUUACUUAUAGCACUUAAUACUCUGUGACUUAUCUAACUGGUUUGUUUACUUCUCAACCCCUCCCCUCCAUGAAAGCAUGAGGUGCUGCUUUGGUGGAAGGGCAAGGAAGGCCUAGGUGAGUCAGCACUUUGGGUGUGUGAGAUGAGGGUACAUGAAAGAGAACUAGAAUCAGAGGAACCAAGUCCUGCAGACUUCUGCUGUGCUUCAUCUUUGUCCAGGGGUUGACCUUGUUUGGUGAUCCAUCAUUUUCACGGUCUUGGAUAGGUCUCCAGUUCUUUCUCUAGAUCCUGGCCCGUUAAGUUUCAGGGUCUUACUCAGUCCCCUAUGAAAUAUAGCUGCUCUUUGUUAUUUAUUUUUUGAAGUAUAGUUGAUAUACAAUAUUAUAUUAGUUUCAGGUGUAUGUCACAGUGAUUUGACACUUAUGUACAUUAUGAAAUGAUCAGCAUGAUCAACGUAGUUACCAUCUGUCACCAUACAAAGCUAUUACAAAAUUAUUCACUAUAUUCCCUGUGCUAUAUUUGCAUCCCCAUAACUUAUUUAUUUGGUAACUGGAAGUUUGUACCUUCUCAUCCUCCUCACCUAUUUUUCCCAUCCCCCCAUUUCCCUCUGGCAACCACCAGUUUGUUGUGUAUAUUUAUGAGUUAUAUAGCUGCAAUUUGGAAAGUUUGAUAUAUAAGUGUUUAAGUUUGGGAAUAUUCCUUAUAAAUCUGUCAUUUGUCUCAUGUAGGGGUCUGUGUUUUCUAAAUUGAAAUUCUAGACACUUGGUCUGAAAAGCACAAUUAUAUAAACGUGGAUAGCAGUUCAGAGUAUUUAGGAUGGGGCGUGUGCCAGAAAUUGGAUGUGUGGUUAUCCUCUAAUACAUUGUCUUUGUGAAAUGGUUGUCUAAGAACUUUAGUUCCCCAGAGGAUGGGUUUACUGCCUGAUUUUCUCUUAAAAGUACUAGCUCAACUAUCUCAUUGAUGUUACUGACAACUGUAAUUCCAAGUGAUGUAAGCAAUCACUUUGUAUUUCUCUUAUGAAAGAGGGUGGGAGGUCCAGUAGGUAAUGACAGUCUAAGGUUGUUGGGAUGGACCAUAAAGAAGUUAGAUUGGCUGGCAAGUAGUCUCAAUCAACUUUGGAGAAAGACUCAACAGACCACAAAUUUUACUUUCUGCUUGUCCUUUGAACAUGAAUAUGAAGCAUGAGUAAGGGGUGGACUGACAGAUCAGAAGGAUUUGAAAACAAGACCACUCAAGUUUAAAUUCCUCAUGAAGUAAUCAUAACUGUUAGGUCUGUCUGGACACUGCUUGUUUUCUGUAGGUAGGAUGGAUUGUUGAAGUACAUGGUUAUUCUAGUCUUUAAGAAAAAUAACAUAUGAAGCUUUUAUCUUUUCUUUUUCAGUUAUAUUGCUAUUUAUAAAGUUUUGACCUUCAGCUCAGCUCUGGGAGUGAUUUGCCGUGUUUAAGUUCAUAUAUGUAAACAUCCAGUUAUGGUUUUUUAUUAGUAGUAAAGGAAAUGUUUCUCCUACUAUGUUGUACUGAAAUCUAUGUGUAUCUCAGUAGAAAAUUGUACUCUUGAUUUCAAAUACGUUUUCCUUUACGUUCAGUAUCUUUAACCUAUAUAUCAUGUGCUUAUCUCUGCUGGAGCAGGAAGAAUGGUAUAAAAAUGAAAAAACAUCAACCUAUGCUUUGAAUGUGGCAAGAAGAGAAUAAGGGCUAUUGUCAUGAUUGCUUGAAUGCAGGACUUCACACUGGAAGAAAAGUUAGAUGUAAACUCUAAUUUCUUAGUUGUAUUAAGCAUCUCUUCUUGGGAAUUGGAAAUUUCAAAAAAGAAAAAGGAGUCCCUUGAAGAAAAAUGUGCUUCUUAAAUCAACCCAAGCCUCUCCUCUGUACAAAGAACUCUUCGUGAUACUAGCAGAAAAUAAGCAAAUUAAACUAAAAGCUUAUCUGCAGCUCAGAAGAACAAGGAAAUGGAGUUUUGAGGAGUGGAGGUAGCCUGGCGUCAGCCAUGGGUGAUCAAGACACAGCCAGACAAUGUGGAUCAAUUUCUUCAAACUACGGCUUUUCUGCUGCCUGCUUGCAGUGCUGAUGGUGGUGGUGUUGAUCAUCAAUGUUACUCAGGUGGAGUACUUGGACCAUGAGACUGUUUCAGCCACAUUCAUCGACAGCAGUGGACAGUUUGUUUCCUCCCAGAUGACAAGAAUUAGCCGGAAUCCUUACUGUGGCUAUGAGCAUCAGACUCUGUCCAGCCGGGAGCGCACAGAGGAGGACUCCCUGCUGGCUGCCUUACAGUGGCAGGUGCCUGAUGUGGGUCCAGUCCCCUUUGUAAAGAGCACUGACCCUUCUUCCAGCUACUUUGUUAUCUUGAACUCCGCAGCCUUCUUCAAGGUGGGAAGCCAGCUAGAAGUGCUGGUUCAUGUGCAGGAUUUUCAAAGAAAGCCCAAGAAGUAUGGUGGAGACUACCUGCAGGCCAGGAUCCACUCCCCUAAGCUGCAGGCAGGGGCUGUGGGCAGAGUGGUAGACUACCAGAAUGGGUUUUACAAGGUCUUCUUUACUCUGCUCUGGCCAGGCAAAGUUAAAGUGUCCAUAUCUCUGGUCCACCCCACUGAGGGGAUCAGAGUUCUUCAGCGCCUGCAGGAAGAGAAACCACACAGAGUCUAUUUCAAGAGUCUCUUCCGUUCAGGAAGAAUUUCUGAAACCACUGAGUGCAAUGUGUGUCUUCCUGGGAGUCUUCCCCUGUGUAACUUUACAGAUGUCUACACUGGAGAACCCUGGUUCUGCUUCAAACCAAAGAAGCUCCCUUGCAGUAGCAGAAUUAACCAUUUCAAAGGUGGAUACCUGAAGGGCCUCCUAACUGCUGCAGAGACCGCUUUCUUCCAGAGUGGUGUCAAUAUCAAAAUGCCAGUCAACUCCAGCGGACCUGAUUGGGUGACUGUGAUUCCCAGGAGAAUAAAAGAAACAAACAAUCUAGAACUAUCUCAUGGCUCAGGAACUUUUCCUUCUGGGUAUUAUUAUAAAGAUCAGUGGAGGCCCAGAAAGUUUAAGAUGCGCCAGUUUAAUGACCCUGACAACAUUACAGAAUGCUUACAAAGAAAAGUGGUGUAUUUGUUUGGUGACUCAACAAUCAGGCAAUGGUUUGAAUACCUUACUACGUUUGUUCCAGAUUUAGUGGAGUUUAACUUGGGUAGUCCCAAGAAUGUGGGUCCCUUCCUUGCGGUGGACCAGAAGCACAACAUCCUGCUCAAAUAUCGCUGCCAUGGUCCACCCAUCCGUUUUACAACUGUCUUUAGCAGUGAGCUUCGUUAUGUGGCAAAUGAGCUGAAUGGCAUCGUGGGAGGGAAGAACACAGUGGUUGCCAUAGCUAUAUGGUCUCAUUUCAGCACCUUCCCUUUGGAAGUGUAUAUCCGGCGGCUCAGGAAUAUCCGUCGAGCAGUGGUCCAGCUCCUGGAUCGAAGCCCUAAGACUGUGAUAGUCAUCCGGACAGCCAAUGCCCAAGAGCUGGGGCCUGAAGUGAGCCUUUUCAACAGUGACUGGUACAACUUCCAGCUGGACACCAUCCUUCGGAAGAUGUUCUCAGGGGUUGGAGUGUAUCUUGUUGAUGCCUGGGAAAUGACCCUGGCUCAUUAUUUACCCCACAAGCUACAUCCGGAUGAAGUUAUUGUGAAGAACCAACUGGACAUGUUCUUGUCCUUUGUGUGCCCCUUGGAGACCUAGCUUGCCCUGGAAGGAACUGGAGGAAUCACAUUUUCUGCAUUAGAGACAGUUUAUGGGAGGCCCCAUGGAGAUAUUGCUGCUACCGAUAUGUACAAAAUUUCAGAAAGAGCUGGACUUUAUAUAAUGAUUUGUAAGGAGCUUAGAAAAUGCAGGUUGCAUUUAUAUCUACCUACAGGAUUUAUUCCAAUCUUUACAUAGCCAUGGGAGAACCAUUAUUAACAACAUCUAUGCACUGUAUUGCCCUUGUAACCAAAGAUGCUAAUGAGUGUGUUUAAGUUAGCCUCUCCGGAGAGGGGAGAUUACUAUGCUAAAAACUGAAAAAUGUUCUGACCUAAAUGGUUGGUAGUGGAGUGUUUGUAGCUUAUCUGGUAAGGGCGAUUGUGCUUAUCUGCAUGAAUAGCACCGGUGGGUCCAUCUUCAGUGUGAUGAACUGAUGAGGCUUAUGGUUAGGGGCUCCUGUGACACACUGGAGCCUGCUGUGUCUCAGGAGUUUCUCUUGAUUCACCUUUUUUGAAUUACUUGAAAAGGCCAGUAUCUUUGGUUAGAAUUUUUUAGUGAGAACAUUUACAGUGUUCUGCUUUUAUCUAGAAAAGAAGCAAAAGGGGAAUACGAAAGCGGUUAAUAUGAAAUCUGUGUGUUACACUGAUACUUGCAUUGGGCGGUUGUUACUUACUUGAUUCAGCUAAAUUUUACAUGACGAAUACUUUAAAAUAAUCACUUUUGGAACUGGAAGGGGGAAAUGUAUAAAUGGAAAUUUAUUUUUGUGUUUUGAAGUUUGAGGGUUUUAAGAAUUGACUUUUAUGUAAAGAACGCCGUUGUUUAUUAUAAACUUGUACAACUUACUUCCAUCAAUUUCAAGUGUUUCUUUUUUGGUUGUUAGUUUGGAUCACAUACCAACAUUAGAAAUGAAAAUCUAAUUAGAAGUUAGAUAUUGAGAUCUGUAACAAGUAUUUCUUGAUGGGGACAUAAGGUACACACAUUCUGUCAUGCUUGGAAGUAAAAAACUGCUAUCUUAAGAUACUAUCAAUUUUACUUGACUGUCUUUGCCUUAUUAAUUUUAAAUGGGUUUAGGCUAGCAUGGGGCCAUUUAGUAAGCACUCUUUUCUUUUUGAGCCAGAAUGGAUUACAAUCUAGUUUUAGUUAUCCCUAAAUGGACAUAUGAAGAGACUGGAGAGGCUUUAGAGAUGAAGACUGAUGCUAAAAGCAUUCUCUUAGGAAAAUGGGUCAAGGAAUUUGGAGUUAAGAAGUUUUUUUUAAUGUUUAUUUAUUUUUGAGAGAGAGAGACACAGAGUGUGAGUGGGGAAUGGGUCAAGGAAUUUGGGGUUUAAAAAUUUUUUUAAUGUUUUUUUUAUUUUUGAGAGAGAGACACACACAGAAUGUGAGUGGGGGAGGGUCAGAGAGCAAGAGAGACACAGAAUCCAAGCAGGUUCCAGGCUCUGAGCUGUCAGCACAGAGCCCGACGCAGGGCUUGAACUCAACUGUGAGAUCAUGACCUGAGCCGAAGUCAGAUGCUUAACUAACUGAGCCACCCAGGAGCCCCAAGGAAUUUGGAGUUUUAACUUAAAGAGUGUAGGGGUGCUGGGUGGCUCAGUCAUUAAGCAUCUGACUUUAGCUAGGGUCAUGAUCACUUGGUUCAUGAGUUCGUGCCCCACAUCAGGUGAGCUUGAGGCCUGCUUCAGGGGAGCCCUGCUUCUCUCUCUCCAUACCCCUCAUGGGAUUCUCUCUCUCGGCUCCUUGAUCACUUGCACUCUCUCUCAAAAACAAACAGACAG
Molecule: messenger RNA, 6124 nt
Organism: Neofelis nebulosa (Clouded leopard)
Lineage: Eukaryota; Metazoa; Chordata; Mammalia; Carnivora; Felidae
Gene: NXPE3
Product: neurexophilin and PC-esterase domain family member 3
Exons: 6
Coding region: 2673-4352 (559 amino acids)
Source: RefSeq, a predicted model, not a curated record